UUUUUUUGUUGUUUCGCUCACCAAGCAAGGAGUUUUUGUAUGGAAGUCAAUGAGAGUGUCGAAUUUGGUCGACAAUAAAAUUAAUUGCUUAUUAGCUAAGUGAGAUUUAUUUGACCGAAUAUAAGUUUCGUAGUGCAUUAGCUGUUACUCUUGAACUGAAAUAAGUAGGACACGUGACAACCCAUGCAAUGUUGAAUCGAGAUGGAUAUGCAUAUUCAUGAGAUAAAGCCUCUCACAAUUGGAUACAUGCGGUAACGUCACAACCCUAUUCAAAUAUUAAAAAUAGGAUUACAAUAUGGACAUGUAUCCACCAAUCCAAAGAAAGGAUAGGCGGGAGCUAGACAGCCCGCCGGGCCGCUUUGUGGACAACGAACUCCCAUUGGCGGGACGGAGAUACAUGUAUCUUGUCAGUAUAUCCAUAAUCUUUGUAUCUAUUCAACACACACACGCUUUCCUCUCCUCUCUUCUCUGUUGCUGGGAUCUGAACUAGCUAGUCGAGCUAUCCUCCAAACAGACCGCUAACUACCCAGCAAUGUCAGCUACCUCUCCUCCCACCCCACCGGCUGAUGCUUCGGCGGGGACAGAAUCAUGCUUCCCCCCGGGAUACAAGCCUUUCCGUCCCGAAGAGCAUGGCCUGGACGCCGGCUUCCGCCUGACGGGCUUCUCGGAUAUGAAGGGAUGAGGAUGCAAGGUCCCGCAGGAGACGCUGCUCAAACUCCUGGCGGGACUGGAGCCUCACCGGCCCGGGGAAACCGGGGACCAAGGCACCGAUUUCGGACAACUCACUCCCAACAACACCUCCGCUGGCCCCCGACUAGGUAUAGGCAUGGACUCCUGUGUGGUGCCUCUGCGACAUGGAGGCCUCUCAUUGGUCCAAACUACAGACUUCUUCUACCCUCUGGUGGAGGACCCCUACAUGAUGGGAAGGAUAGCUUGUGCUAAUGUCCUCAGUGAUCUCUAUGCUAUGGGCAUCACAGAGUGUGACAACAUGCUGAUGCUACUCAGUGUCAGCCAGAAGAUGUCAGAGCAGGAUCGUGAGCGUGUGAUGCCUCUGAUGAUCCGUGGUUUCCGUGACGCGGCGGAGGAGGGCGGGACUUCGGUGACAGGCGGCCAGACGGUGGUCAACCCCUGGAUCAUCAUAGGGGGUGUGGCCUCAGUCGUCUGCCAACCCAACGAGUUCAUCAUGCCAGACAGUGCAGUACCGGGGGACGUGUUGGUGCUGACCAAGCCUCUAGGAACCCAGGUAGCUGUCAACGCUCACCAGUGGCUGGACCAGCCAGAGAGGUGGAAUAAGAUCAAGCUAGUGGUCUCUAAGGAGGAAGUGGAGCAGGCCUACCAGGAAGCCAUGUUCUCCAUGGCAACGCUCAACCGCACAGCGGCAGGCCUCAUGCACAGGUUCCAGGCCCACGCUGCAACAGACGUGACUGGGUUUGGGUUGCUAGGGCACGCCCGUAACCUAGCGACGAUGCAACGUGCUGAGGUAGCCUUCGUCAUCCACAACCUCCCCAUCAUUGCCAAGAUGGCCGCCAUCAGCAAGGCCUAUGGAAACAUCUUCAACCUGCUGGGGGGGACGUCCUCGGAGACAUCUGGUGGCCUUCUAGUAAGUCUGCCCAGAGAGCAGGCGGCCCGGUUCUGUGCGGAGGUGAAGGGUCAGGGGUCUGGGGGUGGAGCCUGGAUCAUCGGCAUCGUGGAGAAAGGAGAACGCGGCGCUCGCAUCAUCGACAAACCACGCAUCAUCGAAGUCCAACCGAGAGGGACCGCUGCAGCCAAUCAGGAGAACAGCAGCUCCACUAGUCCAGCUCCUGGCGAUACGCCGUCAUAGACUCUCCCUCUUACGUGUGUUGCUGUCCAUCUCUUUCCCUUGUUUAGCCACAGAGCUACAGGCCAAAACACCGAACAUGGAGAGGGAAUGGACAACACUCCAAAUGGUUCCUCUUUUAAAUUAAAUUAACAUUCCAACAGUUUUCCCUCCAAUCAGUGAAUGGGAAAUAGAUCAAGUUGUGUAUGUGAUUUUAGAGUGUGGGUCAGAACAUUCUUCUGGUGAAACUUUUGUCAUUGUGAGAGUCGUUGGAAAAAUGUUUAUUUAAUGUGUUUCUAUUGGAUAGUUGGCUUGUCUAUAAGGAUGUCUGGCUCUACCCAUUGGUUCAGAGGCAGGGUUGAGCAGCUCUCUCUGGACCAAUGGGGUCGUCCGGUAUGUCCUCUGCCAGCUGACUGGCUGCUCAGCUCAAAGCCCCUCCUACCUGUUUAUGAAGCUCCGCCUUCCAAACCUCAGCCAAUGGGGCCAGGCGGAGUGGAUGUCUGUCUCAGGAAGGGGGUGGGGCUCAUGUGCUGGGUUCCAGCCAUUGGCUAUGUGUUUCUGGAGAAUUCACAAUCAAUAAACCGAUCAUCAACUCAC
Molecule: messenger RNA, 2395 nt
Organism: Oncorhynchus masou masou (cherry salmon)
Lineage: Eukaryota; Metazoa; Chordata; Actinopteri; Salmoniformes; Salmonidae
Gene: sephs3
Product: selenophosphate synthetase 3
Exons: 8
Biological process (GO): L-selenocysteine biosynthetic process
Cellular component (GO): cytoplasm
Molecular function (GO): selenide, water dikinase activity; ATP binding
Source: RefSeq, a predicted model, not a curated record